AUGCAGCUUGAACAUAUAGGUGAUUUUACUUAUCCAAGGCUUGCAGAUUUUGGUGCUGCAAUAUCCGGGGCAAAUAAAUUGCAAUGCCAACAAGUUCUUGAAGAGCUAGAUGUGUAUAAGCGAUUAAAACUUACACUGGAGUUGGUAAAGAAAGAGAUGGAAAUAAGCAAGAUUCAGGAAUCAAUUGCUAAAGCAAUUGAAGAAAAGAUAAGUGGUGAGCAGCGUCGUUACUUGUUAAAUGAGCAGCUUAAGGCCAUAAAGAAGGAACUGGGACUGGAGACUGAUGACAAAACAGCUCUUACUGGUAAAUUCAGGGAAAGGAUUGAGCCAAAGAGAGAAAAAUGCCCACCUCAUAUUUUACAAGUUAUAGAUGAAGAACUUGCAAAGCUACAGCUGUUGGAGGCUAGUUCCAGUGAAUUCAGUGUUACCCGUAACUACUUAGACUGGUUGACUGCACUGCCUUGGGGUGAAUACAGUGAUGAGAACUUUGAUGUUACUCGGGCGCAAAAGAUUCUUGAUGAAGACCAUUAUGGAUUAACUGAUGUGAAGGAAAGGAUACUGGAAUUCAUAGCUGUUGGGAAAUUAAGAGGGACUUCACAGGAGAUGAAACAAAGAAAUGUGUCAGGUGUAAAGAGUAAAGACCAAAGUGUUGAUGUGACAUGGUUCCUGAUCUUUCUGAUAUAUGCAGGGAAAAUUAUCUGUCUUUCUGGUCCACCUGGAGUGGGCAAAACAAGUAUUGGUCGUUCAAUUGCACGUGCCUUGAACCGUAAGUUCUUCCGAUUCUCUGUAGGAGGAUUAGCUGAUGUGGCUGAAAUCAAGGGUCAUCGUCGAACCUAUAUUGGUGCUAUGCCAGGGAGGAUGGUACAAUGCCUUAAGAAUGUGGGCACAGCCAACCCUCUUGUUUUGACUGAUGAGAUUGACAAAUUGGGCAGAGGACAUGCUGGUGAUCCAGCAAGUGCUUUGUUAGAGCUUCUGGAUCCAGAGCAGAAUGCUAAUUUUCUGGAUCACUAUCUUGAUGUUACCAUUGAUCUAUCAAAGGAAAAUGACAAUGUUGAAUUUAGCUCAGAAUCACUUGACUGGUGUGUUGCCAUCACUGCUUGGUAAUAUUACCAAUCUUCAAGUCUUGAGGCUUCAAAUGAACAAGCUUAAUGGAGCAAUCCCAAUCGAAAUUGGCCAACUUCAUAAGUUGUCAAUACUGAAUUUGAGCUGGAAUUCUCAGGGUGGAUCAAUUCCAUUUGAGAUUACAAAGUUGAGCAAUAUUACUUUCCUGAACUUGCAAACCAAUAAUCUAAGUGGUUCCAUACCAACAUCCAUUGACAACUUGAAAUUUCUCUUUGAACUCCAACUCAGGGAAAACAAACUAAGUGGUGUGAUACCAAGCAUGCCGGGGAGUUUGCAGGUGUCAUUGAAUCUUAGUAGCAACCACUUUAGUGGUAAUACUCCCAACAAUUUUGGUAAUUUGGAUAGCCUGCAAGUCUUGGAUCUCUCAAAUAACAAAUUUCCUGGUCCAAUUCCCAACCAACUAACUGGAACGUCAACUUUGACACAAUUGUUACAUGCCAACAAUGCACUGCUGUCUGGUGAAAUUCCAAAAUUCAGUCAACAUCUUAAAGUUGUAUCUUCUGGAACUGGUCUAAUAAAUAAUACCUCACCUGACCAUACAAUAGCCAAUAGGCCCAACAUUGUCUCUAAGAAGGGAAUAUCUGUUCAUGUGACAAUUCUCAUUGCAAUUGUACCAGCUAGUUUUCUUGUUGGCAUUGUAAUUCAACUGGUUGUCUCAAGAAAAAGUUGUUGGCAACCUCAAUUCAUCGUAAGUAAUUUAUUAACUCCUAAUGCAAUUCACAAAUCAAGAAUUAA
Glycine soja is the source of this 1857-nucleotide messenger RNA. Its product is annotated as lon protease homolog, mitochondrial-like. Gene Ontology annotation, cellular component: mitochondrial matrix. Gene Ontology annotation, molecular function: serine-type endopeptidase activity; ATP hydrolysis activity; ATP-dependent peptidase activity. The transcript is spliced from 12 exons. The record is from RefSeq and is a predicted model, not a curated record. Lineage: Eukaryota; Viridiplantae; Streptophyta; Magnoliopsida; Fabales; Fabaceae. The coding region runs from base 1 to 1104 and encodes 367 amino acids. Gene Ontology annotation, biological process: protein catabolic process; mitochondrion organization; chaperone-mediated protein complex assembly.